Abrus precatorius (Indian licorice) is the source of this 1182-nucleotide messenger RNA. RefSeq names its product PHD finger protein ALFIN-LIKE 1-like. Gene Ontology annotation, cellular component: nucleus. The record is from RefSeq and is a predicted model, not a curated record. The transcript is spliced from 5 exons. Gene Ontology annotation, biological process: regulation of DNA-templated transcription. Lineage: Eukaryota; Viridiplantae; Streptophyta; Magnoliopsida; Fabales; Fabaceae. The coding region runs from base 217 to 936 and encodes 239 amino acids. Gene Ontology annotation, molecular function: transcription cis-regulatory region binding; transcription coregulator activity; histone binding.
AGGAGUGAAGGAAGCAAUUUAAGGGGAAAAAAUUACAUAGCAUCAUUGGUAUUUUUCCAAGACACAGUCACUCGUACCUGACUUUCUUUUUCUUCCUUCCUUUCAAUUUUUCCCCACUUUCUCUACACUCUCUUUGAUCCCUUCUCUUCCCAUGAAUUCCCUUUAGUCUCUCCUAAUCCAAAUCCCAAUCUCUUUCUCUUAGAUCUCAAUUGGGUUAUGGAAACGGUUUUUAGCCCCCGCACUGUUGAAGAGAUCUUCAAGGACUAUAGCGCCCGAAGAACCGCUGUUAUUCGUGCUCUUACUCAAGACGUCGAUGAAUUUUACGGCCUCUGUGAUCCAGAUAAGGAAAACUUGUGUCUCUAUGGACUUCCGAAUGAAAACUGGGAAGUAACUCUGCCGGUGGAUGAAGUUCCGCCGGAGCUCCCCGAGCCGGCACUUGGAAUCAAUUUUGCUAGAGAUGGCAUGAAUCGAAGGGAUUGGCUUUCGUUGGUUGCUGUGCAUAGUGAUUCAUGGUUGCUUUCUGUGGCCUUUUACCUUGGAGCUCGCCUUAACCGCAAUGAGAGGAAACGUUUGUUUAGUUUGGUCAAUGAUCUUCCCACCAUUUUUGAAGUUGUGACUGAUAGAAAACCAAUUAAGGACAAGCCCGCCGUGGAUAGUGGAAGCAAAUCCCGAGGAAGCACCAAGAGAUCUAGCGAUGGGCAAGUUAAAAGCAACCCGAAGUUUGCAGAUGAGGGUUAUGAGGAUGAUGAUGAUGAGCAUAGUGAAACACUUUGUGGUUGCUGCGGUGGAAAUUACAACGCGGAUGAGUUUUGGAUUGGCUGUGAUGUAUGUGAGAGGUGGUUCCAUGGGAAAUGUGUUAAGAUUACCCCUGCAAAGGCUGAGGGCAUAAAGCAAUAUAAAUGUCCAUCAUGCAGCAUGAAGCGGAACAAGACUUAGGCUGAAGGCAAUAGGUAUAUGUGAGGUGAAUGCUGAUUUGUUGCUGACAAUAUACUGUAAUAUUGUUACAUCACUUGGAGAAGUUAAUGUAAUGGGGCGUAGUAGUCUAAUGGGAUUAAGUUUGUUUUCACCAAGAUGAAUUGUUAGUAUCUGUUAUUAUACAUUUACAGUAUAGAAUAGAAUAUGACAAAUUUUAAUUUGUCAAUUAAUUGAUAUUUUGCUUGAAUGCACACCAUAAUUUUGUUC